UGAAUAUUAAAAUGGUACGUGGUGCUAAUGUACUAGUAGUGCUGGAUCGUACUUGUCCACCAUUUGCUUGUCUCCCAACAAUGGACAGGAAAAAUUUUCCUGUGGUCAUUUUCCCUGUGUCAUUCUUACCGACUGUAAAUAGUGUGGGGCACUGUCCAAAAACAUUUUGGAGACAUUCAUAAUGCAUACCCAUAACACCAGCAGCAAUAAAUGCAAAACUAGCUACAAAACUUUCUCCUACAAAUGAAAAGACAUGAUUGCAUACAUCAUAAAACUUAUACACAAAAUCUUAUAUAUAAUAAUAAUAAUUUUAAUAUUCAUAUAGCGCAAAAUAACAUUGAUAUAUGAUCUAAUGCGCUUUACAAAUUUCCAAGAAUAUCACAAAUGUUUCUAUACUGUACAUUAUAAUGUAUAAAUAUGGAAUACACUAAAAUAUUAAAAAUGUAAAUAAUAAAAAUGUAAACAAGAAUAAGACAAUCGUUCAAUUUAAUAAUUAGUGUAUGCUUCUCUAAACAAAUGAGUUUUAAGCCGUUUCUUAAAAGAAUUGAUGUUAUUUUCCCUUGUGAUAUCAGAUGGAAGUUCAUUCGAUAAGGUUGGUGCUGCCAUAACAAAAGUUCUAUCUCCAAUUGUCUUCUUUGAGUUGAAUGUUGGUGGAGCUACAAUCCUGGACAAAACAUCUGCAACACUUCGAAUUACUUGUCAAAAUGUUGUAAUAUUAUCGUAAAUUUAGAAAACCUCCCCCUUUCCCCCCACCAUUCAAUGUUGAUUGCAUUCGUAGAAUACGGAUAAAAUGUCCAACAUUGUUUUUGGGGGCGGAGGGGGGCAAACGAGUAAAUUAUUCCGGUCUAAAAGGUAAAAAAAAGCCACAAAGGAAUAUUUUAAUAGAGUGUCGCAGAUGGUUUUGUUCAGGAUUGUCUGUAUCUUUCAAAUUCAAUAACCAAGGCAUAGCGCAUUAAAAAUCGAGUUUGUUGCAGGAUUUUCUCUUUCCAUAGUAAAUAUGGUUCACUAGAAUGUAUUAGGCUUCAAGAAGCAGGUACCACAUGGUUGACAAGGUAAUAUAACACCCACAUGCAACGCUAUGCUUCCAUAGCUUGUAUAGAAUGCGAUUAAGAAUCAUAUGCGACGACUUUCGCGCAUUUAAUAUACGCCGGAGAGCAAGUCAAUGUACUUAGUAGUGUAUAUACCAACUAUUUUGCACUAAGAAUAUUCUAAAAUACGUUAAUUCAUAUUUAUUUGUGUUGUUAGACAGACAAACGCUUAGUUGUUGACUGGAAAUAUAUUGCGUGACCUCCGUGCUAAAUGACUAAUCCGAUUUUGUUAUUGUCGUAUAAUAGCGCAUGCGCAUUGACGGUGUACCAUGGUACAGCGUGAACAUAUAAGAAUAUAUAUAUAUAACCUUUUGUAGAGUUAAAAUGGUACACCGUGGAAUAUUUUAAAAUUAUCGCGCUAAAUAUUGCCAGAAGUAGGUUGGAAUACUAAGCAACACACGUUCUUUCAAGUCCAUUUCAUUGCUUGUAUUACCCCUAUAACUGGCAAUAUUAUCACAGUCUUAGUGCAUUGGACGUCGUACACAUCGUUAAGUGUGACACUGAAAAAUUGAGCAUUGAUUUACCACACCUGGAAAACUCGUUUCAAAAUGCAUAAUUCACAUUUAUACAGCUGUCACUUAAUAUUCUAAGUAUAUGCAGUAAAUACCAGAAACGUAACUAUAUUGAAUUUAUUGUCCCUUUGUGUUCUACUGGAUAUCACACACAUUCGUUUAUGUGUAGACUGAAUGUAUAACAUAUAGAUAAGUAGGUCGUAAGCAAUGCACAUAAACAAAAUACAUGGCAAGGACAUGUUUAAAGAUAAAAUAUAAUUUCGAUAUAAGAAUAUAAUUUCAACUCAUUACAGACAAUCCUGGACAAAACAUCUGCGACACUUCGAAUUACUUGUCAAAAUGUCGUAAUAUUAUCGUAAAUUUAGAAAACCUCCCGCUUUCCCCCCACCAUUCAAUGUUGAUUGCAUUCGUAGAAUACGGAUAAAACGUCCAACAUUGUUUUGGGGGCGGAGGGGGGCAAACGAGUAAAUUAUUCCGAUCUAAAAGGUAAAAAAAAGCCACAAAGGAAUGUUUUAAUAGAGUGUCGCAUAUGGUUUUGUCCAGGAUUGUAGUAGGAAACAAGUCUGAUCUAAGGUUGUGGGCGGACAAGUUGUUCAAAUUAAUAAGAUCCUUAAUAUAGUCUGCUGCCAAGUCAUGCAUAGCCUUAAAUGUUAUUUUAAAUUUAAUUCUAUGGGCAGCCAGUGGAGGCAAUACAGAAUAGGCGUGAUAUGACAUUAGCGUGGAGAAUUAGUAAUAAGUCUAGUGGCCAUGUUCUGUACUCUCUGCAAUUUCUUGGUCUGAGUUUUUGGAAGACCAUAGAACAAAGAAUUGCAAUAAUCAAUCCAUCCAAUCACCAGAGCAUGCACCAAGAUUUGAGUAGUAUGAUGUGUUAAAUAUUUCCUUAUUCUUCUGAUGUUAUGAAGAAAAUAAUAAGCAGUGCUGCACGUUUUAGUAAUAUGUACAUCAAACUUGAGAUGAGAAACCAACCAUUCUCCAAGGUCUUUUACAUUGCUAACAGGAAUAACACUCAAAUUGCCAACCAAUAACUGGUCAAUUGUGACUCUCUUCAGCAAGUUCAUUGUGAGUCCCAAUAAUCAUGAAUUCUGUUUUUCCUUCGUUCAGCUUCAAUUUAUCGGUUAUCAUCCACACUCUUACGGCUUUGAUACAUUUCUCUAUAGCUUCCAUCGCAUCUUCUUGACAUUGUGUUGUUUCAGAUUUAAACGCUAGGUAAAGCUUGGUAUCAUCGGCAUACACAUGAGCAUGUUGUAGGUGAUGUUUUACCACUUUAAAGAGUUUGCUAGCAUAAACGGUGUACAAUGUACUGAUGUACUUUCGUCAAUAAUGACACAUAUACAGUGGCCAGAUAGAUAUAUUUUAACCACGGUAAAGCAGUGUCUGUUAUUCCAAAACUUGUUUGUAUACGAUUAAUCAAAAUAUCAUGGUCAACAGUAUCAAACACGGAGCUCAAAUCCAGAAAUACUAAUAAUGUUACCUGUUGAUUGUUCAUGUUAAUGUGAAUAUCAUUUAUAACUUUAAGGGGCGCUGUUUCUGUGCAAUGGUGUUUCCUUGUAAGCAGAUUGUAGUGGGGGAAACACAUUAUUAGCCAAAAUAUAGUUACAGAUUUGAUCAGAUGCUGCUCUCUCGGUGAUUUUGGAAACAAAUUUCACAUUACUUAUAGGUCUCAAGUUCUUGUAUUCCAUAUCUUCACAUCCUUUCUUGAACAGUGGACUGACAAGAACUUCUUUCCAUGCAUUUGGGAAAUGACCUGUUGUUCAUGACACAUUAACUAUUUUGGAGAAAAAUGGGAGCAAAUAUAUACUGUAUAAACAACGUGCUACUCUUUAGGCAUGCAUAUUAUUAUCAAGCCUAUAUAUCUCACUGGCAACGUCUAAACUUGCUCUGACAGGAAUCAAACCGCAUAAUACUCCUGAUUAUAAACUAUUUCAUGAAUUAAUAUUGAAUAUAUACCAACCUGGCAUUGAUGUUUUUAGAUGCUUUAAAGUCAUUGACAAACUUUUCUCCAAAGUGGUAGACAUAUUCUUGAUUGGAGUUUUUCCAAAGUUUUGUCAGAUGUGAAGUUGCCCAACCAUUUAUACUGACCAUGCUUGAUGUCGAUCAAAUUUCCUGAUCUGUGAAUCUGGCAAUUUUCGUUAAAAACCCAUAUGUCACCAUCUUGCCUGUCAUGAUGAUUAAUCUUUAGGUUCUCAGAAGCAUCAGGGUUGUUCUUCUGAUACUCAUUGACCAGACUCAUUAUGCAUCUAUGCUGUGCUGAGUGGUUAUAUUACUACCUUAAUAAUAUAAUAAUAAUAUAUCUAUGCUGCGCUGAGUGGUUAUAUUACUACCUUAUUUUUUAAGGUAGUAAUAUAACCACUCAGCACAGCACUUUUACAUUGGUACUACCUACACUGGUACAGACAGUUUUAGUCAUUAUGUAUCUGUUGAGAUCCUGAUCUGUUAACUGGCAGAACAAGCCGCUUCGUUUCUUCCCUGCUUUUAAUGAUUUCAGGAACCUUGUUGUCUUUGUGCAGUCCUCCACUGUAAAAAAGUGAAUAUUUAAAUAAAAUUCGAUUGAAAAGUAUUGAUUAUUUUAUAUUACAAAUUUCCUUGUAAUGUAGGAAAAAGAUGUCUUUAUGUUUCUGUGUUCAUGUAAAAAUUACUACAAAUCUCUUACUGAUAAGUGCCGAGGUAUUGUAGAAGUGGUUUUGGGGAACGAGGGGUUAUAAAUGAUAUAGUUUAAGAAAAUUGUUAAUGCAGUGAUUAUUAUAGAAGGAAGGUUUUUAAAUGGACGUUUUUAUACCACUGGUCCUUAGUACAGAUCUGUGUUUUAUUCUGUGUGAACCCAAUUUAGUAAUAAUUUGGUUCCGAUAGGAAAUGUUGGGAAAAUUUUGUUUUAGGAAAAGGAAAAAUUAGUAAUUAUUUUGUUUGGUAUUCUUGGAAAUCUUUUCUUCUUAUUUAUGUUAGUUUAUUGAGGGGUUUGUUUUUAAGCUGAGGGGUUUGUUUUAAAGGUGACAUGCACAGACUGACAGACACAAUUUUUCAACAUUGUUUUUUAUUCAAAGUUUCGAAGAACUUAAUGAUAUAUCCAGAAUUAUAUAGAUCAGAAUUAUAUAGUAUUGUGCAUGCGCAUAGUUGUCAACUUAAUUAGGCCUUCGGUAUGCAUGAAUGACUUCUAUGUAUAAAUUGUUGUUAGUUAAAAAUACAAGCUUCUAUAAACACAAUCUGUGUGUAUGCUAUGUUUUGAGGUCGUAACAUUGGCAACAAAGAUGAAAAAGUCAAGCCAAAUGGUAAAGCAAGUGAACUUUCAUAUUGUAUAGCAAAAUCGUUGGGUAAAACAGCAGAUAAAACGACAAACAAGUACCAUGUCUGUCGAAGAAAGGGGAAGCAAUAGCAAAUGCUGAGCAAGCGACCAUACGAGUAAUUACCGAAACUAGAAACUUAGGAACUAAGCCAUUUACACCAGAAGACGACCAGAUCACAACAGGCAAAGCAUGGGACAACUGGUUAGAGGGAAUCGAGCGAGAAUUUUCGAUAUUUCAAAAUCACCGACCCGACAGACAAGAAAGAUGCCUUAAUUAUUUAUGGUAGCAAAGAAAUAGCUAGACUGGAGGAAAAGCCUACCAAAUCCUGCAACACAACUAGAUGAAUACGAGAAAUUAAAAAUGAAACUGAACAGUUAUUUCUCACCAUAAAAGAAUAAACAUCAUGCCAGAUAUUUAUUUUUAAAGCUUCGACUGAACCACAGAGAAACAAUAGCAGCAUACGCAAGUCAACUGUGAGAAAAAGCCAACGACUGCGAAUUCGAAGGCAACAUGGACAAACAAAUAUUGGAACAUUUGAUCCAGACAUGUCAAAAUCGAGCGUUGAUUCAAAAAGCCAUCAAUAAGAAGUGGAAUCUGUCACAAUUUUUGGCUGAAGCUGUUCAGAUGGAAGACACAUCGCUGCAGAUACAAGAUAUGAAAUCCACCGAAGAAGUGAAAUUUGUCAACUGGGAUCGCCAACAAAAGAAAACCACCAUUUUCCACGAAACCCAUACAGCGUCAGCAGCAACCAUGUAACUACUGUGGACACAUCGGGAGUCCAUCAUGUGGGAAAAGAUUGUCGAGCUUUUGGAAAGAAAUGCAAGAAAUGCCAAAAAUAUAACCACUUUGCAGCCGUUUGUCGAUCAAGUAAAUCUGAUACAUGAAAAGGCAAUGGGAAAAGACAAGAUCGACAACAAGAACACCGGCAACAAAAAUCUCUAGGAAGCUAUACUAAACGGAAGUGGCAAAAGUUAAGAAAACAUCUGCAGAACCGACGGACAGCUCGACAAGUUCGGAUUAUGAAUUUUUCGGUCACGUUGUGAGAUAUUUGAAACAAAUCAAGUCCAGAGUGAUAAUCAUACUAGAAUGGUCACAAUAAAGAUAGAAGAUAUUGAUGUUAAAGUGGAACCAGACAGUGGCACAGAAUAGAUGAACAUCAAUUUAAUGCUCUAGAGAACAGGUGCCAACUCAAACUAACACUAGAACCCAGUCGAAUGAAAUUAUCUAGCCUACAAAGCAAGCUCACAAUGAAAGGCAAGUUCAAAGCAACGAUUAGGAACAAAACAUGUGGAAAGACAGUGAGAUUCGUCGUUGUCACAGGUCGUAUCAACUCUCGUCCACUCAUUGGCAAGAAAACAUUGACCAAACUGGGAAGAGCGAGAAGAACGACUUGGGAAUUCCAAAUGCAAUUCCAGAAAUUAAAACAGCGAAAGAAAAGAAGAAUCAGAAUCCCAAUAUCAAGGAAAUCACUAACCGCUACGAACAAGUAUUCACAUGCAUCGGGCAAAUUAGAGAUUUCUACACCAAGUUUACCAUGAAACCAGAUGCAGUGCCAGUAGCCCAAAAGCCAAGACCGGUAGCCUAUUACCUACAGAAACCACUGAAGAGCUGGUUAGAUCAAUGCAUCCAAGAGGACAUAUUUGAAGAAGUACCAGAAGGAGAAUCAGUGAUGUGAUGUUCUCCACUAGUUGUCCAACCAAAGCCAAG
Molecule: messenger RNA, 6585 nt
Organism: Paramuricea clavata
Lineage: Eukaryota; Metazoa; Cnidaria; Anthozoa; Malacalcyonacea; Plexauridae
Source: the annotation of a GenBank genome assembly